Daphnia carinata is the source of this 883-nucleotide messenger RNA. RefSeq names its product collagen alpha-1(I) chain-like. Lineage: Eukaryota; Metazoa; Arthropoda; Branchiopoda; Diplostraca; Daphniidae. The coding region runs from base 42 to 719 and encodes 225 amino acids. The record is from RefSeq and is a predicted model, not a curated record. The transcript has 3 exons.
GCAAAAUUGAAAGGAAAAGCAGAGAUCUACCAACAAGCAACAUGUUCUCUUCUUUGCUUUUCUGCAGUUGUUUCAUCGCCUUCCUGUCCGUCGGCUCCAGCAGCCAGGAUCAAGUAGACUACACUCCGUAUUCCACCCUGUUGGCCCUUCUCACCGGAAAUGCCGAUCCAUCGGCUGUUGAAAGCCCAUACAUAAGAAGACUUCCAUCGCCAGUACGACCUUACUAUACCAAACCUGUCGCUGAUUAUUCCUCGUAUUACCCAGUGUAUCCGCCGCAACCAUACCCUGAAAUGUUUCGCCAACAACUAUUCGAACGAAGGUUUCAUCCGGAAGACCCAGAAGCUCAAUUCUUACGCUCUGAUUCGGAUUCUCGUUUUCUCGGAUUGAAAGCCAAUGCAAUAAAAGGAUUGCUUACAUCCUUGCGAGGACCACCUGGUCCCCCUGGUCCUCCAGCUCCGGCACCAAUUCCAGCAGGUCCAGCAGGUCCCCCAGGUCCCCCAGGCCCUCCUGGUCCUGAUGGCGCUCCUGGCCCUGAUGGUGCUCCUGGUCCCGAUGGUGCUACUGGCCCCGAUGGCGCUCAAGGCCCCGAUGGUAAUCCAGGUCCUGACGGUAAUCCUGGUCCUGAUGGUAAUCCCGGUCCUGACGGUAACCCCGGCCCCGAUGGUAAUCCCGGUCCUGAUGGUGCUCCCGCACCAGCACUGACAGCAGUUAGAGUUUAAAAUGUCCAAAGUGUUUCCAAGAACUUUGCAGGUAAUUAACAACGGUAAUUAGGCACCCUGGUUUGGUUACGGAAUGUCUGUUAAGAGGUUAAAAUGGGUAAAUGAACCAAUAUUAAUCAAUUUAAAUUUUGGUCAAACAUGAAGUUGUGAUCAUUAGUAUUUAC